CAAACAGUAUUGUGAUUUUCUUUUGAGAAUGUCAAUCCUGCAAUCCUCCGCUCUUAAUUCUUGAUUCUUAUCUAUUUAUUCUGCUGCAUCUGCCUGCACUGCAACUGCAUUGCAUUCUGCUGGAUGAUUCGUUCUACUAGGAAGGAUUUAAGGUUGGAGUUGGAAGCACGAAGCACGAGAACUAAUUCAAUCAUUCAAGAAUUUAUAGGAAAUAGGCCUAAAACGACUGGUGUCUUAGGAAUCUCUGUUCUUCCUGCAGGACAGGUCAUUUGAUGAAAUAUUCUGGAUCAUACUGGAUGCACAGUGCUUGUUGUGACUUGGUGGCGCGUGUGUUUAUCAAAAGAUAACAUUUCUACACUGUCUUCGAGAAGAUAACGGUGCACCAUUUUGUCUGUAUGAAUAGUAUAGUUUUUACUUAUUUUGUAAUCAAGUGAUUAAUCCUUUGAUUUUACAAAAAUGUCAGACCACAGUAGUUAUCCUCCUAGAAAAAAGGCACAUUAUUCACCGUGCCCUGAAGGAAAACUUGAUAGCUCUAAUGGAGAAGGGAACUCUGAGUAUCGAAAAAGUAAUAAUUUGUCGGACGGUAGCUUUCCAGACCUACAUACACAAUCAAGACGUAGCUCUGAAAUGUCCUUUCAGUUGUCUGGUUCAUCUCCCUCACCUCGCCCAUCUUCCUCGUCUCGGGGAUCUGCUUCUGUUCCCAAGAAUGCAACAAGAGACAAAAUUGAAGAAAUUUGUGAUAAAGAAAAACCAAAAGAAUUAUCCAAGCCUAGUAGUGAAGAAGGUUAUUCCUACACCUCAGACGAAAACAACGACUCAGAAAGUCACAAGAGUUUUGGAAAACGUUCUAAUUCUUCAGAUGGUGCUACAGGUUGUGAUUAUAAAAAUACCGACGGAAACUUGAAUGAAAAUCGGGAACUUGAUAUGUCUGAUGAAAAUGUAAUUGAAAUGUUCCCAAAUCGUCACGAGUUUGAUCUCCUUGAUGAUCUUGAAGAAAGUGAGCAGGAAGAUGAGGCAUGUUCUCAAUCACACUCUGAAUCGAGUGAUUAUGAAACAGUAGAAGAAGAUGAAGGACCAACAAUAGACGAUGUGGAUGCCAUGCUUGAAGAAGGAUUACCCGAAAAGUUCAAAGAUACUGGAAGGAAAGAACCCAAAGUCAGAUUGAAACGCAAAGUUCAAUUAGAGGAAAUUGCUCACAACCAUUUUGAUUUACUUCCUGAAGGCUGGAUCAAAAUAGUGCACAGCAGUGGCAUGCCAGUGUACUUGGAACAAAAGACAAGAGUGUGCACCAUGACUCGACCAUAUUAUUUAGGACCUGGAAGUACACGUAAUCAUAAAAUACCUCUCAGUGCCAUUCCCUGCCUGCAGUACAGAAGAGCAUUGGAAGAAGAAAAGAAAAUAAAAGAAGAGAAAGAAGGACAACUCAAAGUAGAGGAAGAGAACAAACAGAAAGAGGAGAAAGGAGACAAAGAAAAAAACAGAGAGCAAACUCAAAAUAAGCCUCAAGAAAUUCAAUUAUUCACGGCUAAAAUAGAAACCUCUGAAGAAAACGAAGCCAAGCAGUCCCUUGAGGCUUUGGAUCUCCGUGAAUAUUGCAAAAAUCUUUUUAUUUUCAAAACUACUACUACGAUGCCUUUUAAAUCAUGGGCUGACAGAAGAAAGUAUGCAAGGAUGACAAAAGAUUUAAAGAAAAGACAAAGGCCUACCCUACCAGGUGGUACUAAAUUAUUAAAGUUUCCAACACAAAAUAUGGAUGGUACCAAUUCUAGGUCUAAAGGGGAAUGGAUUAUAAAUCCUAAUGGGAAGAGUUAUGUUUGCAUUCUACACGAAUACGUUCAGCACGCAUUGAAGAAACAUCCUAAAUACCAAUUCAAAGAACUGCAAAAUCCUGCCACACCCUAUUCUGCUACAGUUUUCAUUGACGACAUGCAGUACAGCGUUGGAGUGGGUGCGAGUAAGAAACAAGCUAAAGUGGAAGCAGCCAAAGCAGCAUUGGAAGUUCUCAUUCCUGAAAUGAAGGAUAAGAUAGAACGCGAUGGACAGUUUGGAAUGCGGUCAGGAAUCGCUCAGAGAUCCCAGAGCAACGACGUAUCUAUAUUCGAUGAAAUAAGAGUUGAGGAUCCGAGAGUGGCUGAGUUUUGUGCCAAGACUACAGAACCUCCUCCCUAUGCUAUUCUUCUCACAUGUCUGUCACGAAACUUGGGUUUGGGUGAGGUCAAAAGUCACUAUGAAAUGAACUCGAAGAAACAUAAAGAAGAUGAAUACACGAUGACAGUGGGCGAACAUAAAGCGACAGUUGUGUGCAAAAAUAAACGAGAUGGUAAACAACGUGCAGCACAAGCUAUCUUGCAACUUUUGCAUCCAAACAUCAAGCACUGGGGCUCUCUCCUCAGAAUGUAUGGGAACAAGUCCAUCAAAAGUGUAAAAGAAAAGAAACAAGAGGAGCAAGAGAUCACAAGACUUCAAAGCAAAGCUUCACUUAAUCAACCAAACUUUGCCAUUCUUGAAAAACUUCGUUCAGAAAUGUUGAAACUAAAAGAAAAGAAAGAUGCUAUGAAAGCAAAAGGAAAAUUUACCCCGCCUGAAAAUGUCGUACUCCCAUCACUUUCAUCGGCAGAUCUGAAUAAAAUCAACACCUCAUAAUCAACAUCUACUGAUCGUUAAAAAGUAGUGAGGAACAAUGUGUUAUCAAGGACUUCACCAUUACAGAACUCCAUUACCAAUACCAACAUGUAAUGCUUUAGGUUUAUCUAUCUAUGACUUAACUCCUCAGAUAAAAUUAUGACCAUGUUCUUAAAGUUGACAGAUUUUGUUAAACAAAAUAUGUGACAUUUUCAUUUAGGUAUUCAUUGACAUUUUAUUACGUUAAUUUUGUUAAUUGCGUUAAUUACAUUGUUAAUUACAUAAUUUGUUAAUCAGCAAGUAAUUUUUUACAAUGUUUAUCCACACUACACAUAUACAGGGUGGCUGAAAAGUAACUUACACCCCCCCUUAACUUUUCAACCAUUUGAUAUAUUUGAAAUCUGUUUGCGGCAAACUUAUUAGAUAUGAGGGACUACAAAAAUUAUAUUCGAUUUUGAAAAUUUUGCCCGUGGGGGUAGGGGGUAGCUCAAAAUUGUCAAAUA
Molecule: messenger RNA, 3125 nt
Organism: Macrosteles quadrilineatus (aster leafhopper)
Lineage: Eukaryota; Metazoa; Arthropoda; Insecta; Hemiptera; Cicadellidae
Product: microprocessor complex subunit DGCR8-like
Exons: 3
Coding region: 457-2643 (728 amino acids)
Biological process (GO): primary miRNA processing
Cellular component (GO): microprocessor complex
Molecular function (GO): heme binding; double-stranded RNA binding; primary miRNA binding
Source: RefSeq, a predicted model, not a curated record